Molecule: messenger RNA, 660 nt
Organism: Suillus subalutaceus
Lineage: Eukaryota; Fungi; Basidiomycota; Agaricomycetes; Boletales; Suillaceae
Exons: 5
Coding region: 168-629 (153 amino acids)
Source: RefSeq, a predicted model, not a curated record
GCGUCUUCCUAAAAUAUUGGUUAGGUUUGAUGCAUCGAUGACUGUCAACUCUUGCACAGCAGCAACUAGUGUGGGUGACUGCACUGGACGUAGCAAUCACCUGUUUGAUAUCCAUCUAAUAGUACUGGUCACAGUAAUGUCAUCAUGGCCUUUGCCGUGCCAGAUUAAUGUACAACUCGGAAUUUUCCAAGCUUGUGACAUCAUCCGACGGUUGCGAAAUCUUUGCUGAAGACGUCGGCAACCUCGAGGGUCCAACCGUUAUCUUGGUUCAUGGCUUAGGGUCAUAUACAGUCGUAUUCAAUAACCUUUUCAAAGACAAUCAGCUACUUUCCAAAGUUUGUCUUAUGAGAUAUGCAAAAGUAUUUACUCGGCUGGAGUUAGGGAGAACUGUUGCGACGGAUGUCUGCACCCACUGUUCCGCAGGCUAUCUGUCGGGAAUCACCUACGUUUCCGUGCUCCCUUGCAUCGGAGCAAUCAUGAUGGACUUGGGAAAAGAGUGCCUUAAAAACCUUCAUCCAAGGCUCCUUAAGCAGGACGUCGCUGAUGCGCCCAAAGCGAGGAUCGACUUUGUCGAUUCCACGAUCAAUGAUUGUAACGCUUCCCGGUUACUUUGGGUUGGAGCGUUCUGAGUCAGUCCUGAAUGCCAACGACAUGUCACGG